AUGGCCCCCGCGCCGCUGCUCGCCGCCGCCUGCCUCGCCUGCACCCUCGCCAUGUUCGGCACCGGCCUCUCCGACCUGCGGCAGAUGCUGGCGACGCAGAGCGUGGAGAACAUCCAGUUCCUGCCCUUCCUGGCCACGGACGCCAACAACCUGGGCUGGCUGGGCUACGGCUGCCUCAAGCGGGACCCCACGCUGGUGGCGGUGAACGCGGUGGGCGCCGCGCUCAACACCCUCUGCGUCCUGGUCUACCUGCGCUACAGCCCCCACAAGCGCCGGGUGCUGCUGCGGAGCCUGGCGCUGCUGGCGCCGCUGGCCGCCGGCUACGGCUACGCGUGCCGGUACCGACCCCCUAUGGACCCCGCACAACCGGGUCAGGACCGGUACCGACCCUCCCAAGCAGCCCCCGGUACCGACCCCCUCUAG
Molecule: messenger RNA, 423 nt
Organism: Nothoprocta perdicaria
Lineage: Eukaryota; Metazoa; Chordata; Aves; Tinamiformes; Tinamidae
Gene: SLC50A1
Product: solute carrier family 50 member 1
Exons: 5
Coding region: 1-423 (140 amino acids)
Biological process (GO): carbohydrate transport
Cellular component (GO): membrane
Molecular function (GO): sugar transmembrane transporter activity
Source: RefSeq, a predicted model, not a curated record